Rotaria socialis is the source of this 960-nucleotide messenger RNA. The record is from the annotation of a GenBank genome assembly. NCBI's taxonomy places the organism in Eukaryota, Metazoa, Rotifera, Eurotatoria, Philodinida, Philodinidae.
AUGGAACUAAAAGGAGAAUCAUCUGUAGAUUUCUAUCGUAAAUUAUUAACUAGUGCAAAAAUAUUUUUAACAGAAGUUGAUGGAAGAAGUUCAACUAGUAUAAGUGAAUCGACUUCACGUUGUCAAAGUGCAACUGCAUCUGUUUGUCAAUCAUCAAUUUCAAUCGAUUCAAAAGAUAUUGAUCAACAAUUAAUAUCAACUCGUCAACGAUGUCAUCAACGUCUCUUAACUUGUUCAAGAAAAAAACUUCGCCUUUUAUCACUACAAGAACAAAAUGAUAAAAGACAUCUGGGAUUUAAAAAAUUUGUUGAUAAUCUUGAUGAAAAACGUUCUGCAAAUAUUCGUCGAUAUCAACUUGAAUUACGAGAUUAUCUUUUAAAAAGACUUGAAGCCGAUAGAUUGAGACAAGAAGUUGAUUUACUUAAUAUGAAAAUCGAUCAGUUAAAAGAAGAAAAAAAAUGCUAUUCAAAUUUAAUUGAUAUUGUUCAAAAAGCAAUUCCAUUAUUUCCACCGGGUUUAUUACAAGGAGGUUCAGAUGGUGUUAAAAGCCUUAUAUUAAGAUAUCAAACAUUAGUUGAAACAAAAUCAGGUUUUGAACAACGAGAUUUAUCAAAAGAGAAACAAGAACGACGACAUCAAUUACAAAGAUUAAUCCUUGAACAUAAUACUCGAAUAGCUAAAUUAAGUACACGUCUUGCUCAAUUGCAUGAUAAAUUAAAUGAUUUACAAAAAACUGAAUCAAUCAACGAAGAAAAAUUUAUCAAUAAAACAGAUACGAAGAGAUCAACGACAACAGUGAUAAGUCAACUGGAAUUAAGUAUUAAUUAUUUAUUUGAUCGUUAUCGUCUUGUUCAUCAAAUAAAAACAACAACAACGGAUCAAACAAUAAGUGAAAAAUUACGAACAAUUCAAGAUUUUAUCUUAUACAGAAUUGAUCUUGUACAAAAAGCUAAAUCUUAA